Molecule: messenger RNA, 1026 nt
Organism: Dendronephthya gigantea
Lineage: Eukaryota; Metazoa; Cnidaria; Anthozoa; Malacalcyonacea; Nephtheidae
Exons: 2
Coding region: 1-1026 (341 amino acids)
Molecular function (GO): nucleic acid binding
Source: RefSeq, a predicted model, not a curated record
AUGUAUCAAGUUAGCAAGUAUGGCAGAUCCUAUAGAAAUGGAAAAGCUGUAGAAGGUGACCUUAGGCGGCUUGUUAUUGAUAGGUGUCUAGCUGCUGGAGGCGAUAGGAUUUCGGGGUUUCUUUCAACCUCGUUUACUGCUAUCGCACACGAGUUGAAACUAAGUCCAAACACAGUUUCAAAAAUUUGGCGACGGUUUUGCGAAAGUAAUUCAGAAGAUCCCAUUCAACGCGGUGGAGAUUUUAGCAGCAAAUUGACACCAGGAGAUCUAGAAUUAAUCGAGACUCUUACGAAGAUACGAGGGUCGAUUUCCCUACGAGAACUUUACUCCGUUUUGGAUGAACUUGGUGACGUUGGAGGCGACAUUUCUCUAUCUUCAAUUUCGCGAGCAAUAAAAAGAAAACUUUUGUCAGGGCAUAGUUACUCCGAAAACUUGUUUGUUAAUUAUCUCUCAUCGAAAGAUCCAAAAAAAAUCAAGUUUUUCGAUGAAUCAGGAGUGAAAACCCCAGACAUUGGCACUCGUCGUUACGGCCACGCGCCUUUAGGACAACGAUGCGUCGAAGUAAUUAGAAAAAUGGAAUCCCCAAACAUUACUUUAAACUUACUCGUAUCAUUAGAUGGACCGAUGUACUUUAAUUUGGUUGAGGGCCCAACAAAUACUAUUCAGUUUCUUAAUUUCUUUGCGGAAGCUUCCGAAGCUACUAACUUGAUGUCGGAACGUCCCGCCAUUGAAGUUGGAGAUAUCAUUGUUAUGGACAAUUUGGGAAUUCAUCAUUAUGACGGCGGUCGUAUUUUGGAGGAAUAUCUUGAAGAAAUGGGAGUGGAGCUCAUAUUCACCCCCACUUACUCCCCUGACCUAAAUCCUGUUGAACUAUGUUUCGCUAAGGUAAAAACGAAAUUGAACGGAGAAUUUUCCGAUACUGUACAUGAAAACCUUAAACUUGCCGUCAUGGAUGCUGUUGAAACAAUAACCCCAACAGACAUGGUGGGUUACUACCAGGCUACUUCGUACAUGUUCCCACAAUGA